Molecule: messenger RNA, 1320 nt
Organism: Notolabrus celidotus (New Zealand spotty)
Lineage: Eukaryota; Metazoa; Chordata; Actinopteri; Labriformes; Labridae
Gene: endou2
Product: endonuclease, polyU-specific 2
Exons: 7
Coding region: 342-1202 (286 amino acids)
Molecular function (GO): RNA endonuclease activity
Source: RefSeq, a predicted model, not a curated record
UUUGGCUAGAGUUGCUGACAGGGGAUAACCCUUUAAAACGGCCCCUCUGUCCCCCCCUGAGCCCCCGUCUGUCUUUCUCCACACACUGACUGACUGACUGACUGACUGGACUGUUACUAUGCCCGUAAAGACACCUGCGCUCACAAACACAGGAAACCAACACCAGCAUCAGCAGCACCUGAGCAGCACAGAGGAUCCUCUCUAACCCUGAAAUCACUGCACAGAUCCUCCUCACUGAACCACAGGAGCAGGAACACUCUCCCAGGACACAAGAGAAUCUCUGAGAUCCACCUGAGACGUUUCUUCCACUGUGGGCCGGAGAGAUCGAGUGAGGAGGCACAAUGAUUGAGAGUGACAGAGAGCUGUCGGCCAUGGUGCAGGAGCUGUGGGACAACGACGUCAACAGACUGAAGCCUGGGAAGGACUACAAGAUCUCUUUGAAGGGUAAAGCUGGAGACACGAUGGCCAUGAACGACAACAAUGAUGGAGCCGGAUAUCCUCUGUUCACGUUCGUGGAUGAGAACAUUUUCAAGAAGGAGACUUUUUUUGCUUUCAUCUCUCUCUUGGAUAACUAUGAGAGCGACACCGGGGAGCCUGAGAUAGUGACCCCUGAGGAGGUCGCAGAGAACCACAAGUUCCUGGACGCCAUCAUUCAGACCCCCACCAUGAAGAUCGCUCAUAAAUACCUGGUGGAGAAGAAUCUCUCUCCAGCAGAUAACACCGCCUUCAAGGAGCAGCUGUACAGGAUCUGGUUUGAACUUUAUGCCAGGAGAGGAUCCAGCAGGCCGGACUCUUCAGGGUUUGAACACGUGUUUGUUGGAGAGACGAGAGGAAGGCGGACGGUCAUCGGCUUUCACAACUGGAUCCAGCUCUACCUGCAGGAGAAGCUGGGACACAUCGACUACAAAGGCUACAGCGUCACUGCACAUUCCCCUCAGCCGGACGAGAACAAACACAUCCUGGCUCUCCAGUUCAGCUGGAAGAACGGGAUCAAGCCCAAGGGCAGCAUCUUCAUCGGGGUCAGUCCUGAGUUUGAGUUCGCCCUCUACACCCUCUGUUUCCUCUCCUCGCCCAACGAGCGCGUUAAAGUCCAGUUCAGUUUCUAUGACGUGGAGAUCGUGUGCCACCACUACAACCAGAAGCACAUAGGAACCACGUACCCUGUUCUCCUGAAGUACCAGAACCCUGAGAAACGGGACUAAAGGUCAUUCAAGGUCGAAGUUACUCAACACUGGAGCUUGAUUCAAAGUGUCACAGGUGUUGUUGUUGUCUUUUUAUUUUAGAUAAAGAUACAAUAAAACCUCAUGAGACCCACGUUCA